Messenger RNA from Saccostrea cuccullata (small rock oyster), 672 nucleotides. Its product is annotated as perlucin-like protein. Gene Ontology annotation, molecular function: signaling receptor activity. The record is from RefSeq and is a predicted model, not a curated record. The transcript has 4 exons. Bases 1 to 663 code for a protein of 220 amino acids. NCBI's taxonomy places the organism in Eukaryota, Metazoa, Mollusca, Bivalvia, Ostreida, Ostreidae.
AUGGCUCUGUCCAAGGCCACUGUUUUUUCUCAGAAAUAUACUUUGAAUCCUGAGUUUAACGAUAAGAAAUCAAAUAAGGAACUUUUAGGAGAACAUGAUUCUCUUUCUUUGACCAAGUGUGCCGCGAUGUGUCAGGGCGUCCGCGAGUGCUGCUUCUAUGGAUUUAAUCCCCAGAAGAAAAAAUGUCGUACUCACAAGAAGAUUUUCACGUCAGGAGUAUUUAAUGAGGUCGACUGGAGAUACUACGCAGAUGAAUGUUGCCUUUCUGGUUGGAGACGUUACCAGGACCAUUGUUAUCUCUUUCAGCAGACCUUUUUAAACUGGAACGAGGCAAAGACCAAUUGUACUAACAACGGAGCAUAUCUGGUUGAAAUAGACUCCAAAGAGGAAGAUGAUUGGCUUGUUGAACAAAUAUCGAUGCGCAAUGGUGGUAAGAAUGAAAAUCAGUACCUAGGAGCAACUUCUCACGCACAACUUGGUGUGUGGAGAUGGAGUACGGACAAUGCUCUUAUUUCCUAUAGCAAUUUCUGGCCAGGUCAACCAAACCUCUACGCCGCCGAGAGAUGUAUAGUUCUAGACUGGGAUGCCACAUAUGGGACUUACAAAUGGGGAGACACAAGAUGUGAGAUGACAAGAAAGUUCAUAUGUGAAAAAGAUUUGUGAACUGUAAUA